AGCCUCGUUGUCGCGCGGGGCUGGCGGGGAGCGCGGCGCGGCCAUAUUGUGGGGAGUCGGAGGGUUUUCGAGCGGCGAGUCCGGCCGCUCCGACCUGAGGGGAGCUCAGCAGGUUCACACACACACGUACAGAUAAAACCUAAAAAAAAAACCCUACAAAACAAAAAGAAGGAAUAAUCAUAAAUAUCCAGAGAUAGGGAAGUAAACUCGGAGUGGAAAAAAUUAAAAAAGCGACACCCCCACUCACACACAGAUAUAUAUAAUAUAUAUAUAUAUAUGUAUGAAAAACCAACAAUUCUGCCCACAGAAAGAGAGAAACAGCAAGUCCCCGCUCCCAGGAACAGGCGAAGUGAGGACGUUCACGAUCCUAAAGACCAGACUAGUGGCCUCUGUCAGCUAUCGGUCUUUCAGCGCUAAAGGAUACUGUAGGGUACGAUUCUACAGACGGCCUUAUUUCUGGGAAUUUGUUUGAAAAUAUGUCCAUGUUAGACAUUGAAAUGUGACUCAUCAUCCAGUUUCAGCUCCCAGCAUCUCAGCCAUCAGUGACCAGGCUUUGAGGCUUGAUGAGAACAUUUUUUCAUUGGCUUUGGAAAUGGAGCGAAGGUGGCAACUCUGAUUUGAAAGCCGGGCCACGACAUAAUACUUUUUUUUAAAUGACUCGUGAGCGUGCUCUCUUUUUGGACAAAUUCUUGAGGAGUGAGCCACGAAAGACCCUUCACACUCUGCUGAUUGUCAAAACGGAAGAUAAUUACCUGCCCCCUGGCUGCUGAGCCACUCAACAUCUACUUCUGAGCUCCCCUCUGGCCUCCUAUGAGACAUGGCAGGACCUGUGCCAAGCAGGGCCAGAGUUUACACUGAUGUAAACACACACAAACCAAGAGAAUACUGGGAUUAUGAAUCUCAUGUUGUGGAAUGGGGAAAUCAAGAUGACUACCAAUUAGUUCGUAAAUUAGGCCGAGGGAAAUACAGUGAAGUGUUUGAAGCCAUUAACAUCACAAACAAUGAAAAAGUAGUUGUUAAAAUACUUAAGCCUGUAAAGAAGAAGAAAAUAAAGCGUGAAAUUAAAAUAUUGGAGAAUCUGCGUGGCGGUCCAAAUAUUAUCACACUCGUAGAUAUUGUCAAAGAUCCUGUGAUCUCUGUUUGUAUUGUACCCAUUUCUAGCAUCAAGCACUCCCAGUCACGGACGCCAGCUUUGGUUUUUGAACACGUAAACAACACAGAUUUCAAGCAGCUGUAUCAGACCUUAACAGAUUAUGAUAUACGGUUCUAUAUGUAUGAGAUUUUGAAGGCUCUGGAUUAUUGCCAUAGUAUGGGAAUCAUGCACAGAGAUGUGAAACCACACAAUGUUAUGAUAGACCACGAGCACAGAAAGUUGCGACUGAUUGACUGGGGUCUGGCAGAGUUCUAUCAUCCUGGACAGGAAUAUAAUGUCCGAGUGGCCUCCAGGUACUUCAAGGGACCUGAAUUACUUGUAGAUUAUCAGAUGUACGAUUAUAGCCUAGACAUGUGGAGUUUAGGAUGCAUGCUGGCUAGCAUGAUCUUCAGAAAAGAGCCCUUCUUCCAUGGUCAUGACAAUUACGAUCAGUUGGUGCGAAUAGCCAAAGUGCUAGGCACAGAAGAUCUGUAUGACUAUAUUGACAAGUACAACAUUGAGCUGGACCCUCGGUUUAAUGACAUUCUGGGCAGACAUUCUCGUAAAAGAUGGGAACGCUUUGUCCAUAGUGAAAAUCAACACUUGGUUAGCUCAGAAGCACUGGAUUUCUUGGAUAAGCUUCUACGAUAUGAUCAUCAAACACGUCUAACGGCACGAGAAGCUAUGGAGCAUCCUUAUUUUUAUCCAAUUGUGAAAGACCAGACCCGAAUGGGCUCCUGUGCUAACAUGCCAACUGGUAGCACUCCAAUCAGCUCAGCCAGUAUGAUGUCAGGGAUCUCUGCAAUGCCAACCUCAUCACCACUGGGACCUCUUGCUGGCUCACCAGUCAUCUCUGCUACCAACACCCUUGGGACGCCGGUUCCAGCCACUGCAGGGGCUCAGCCUUAACAUCGCCCUCCUGACUACUUGUAACCCUGGCAACCGCCUGGUCACCCUUCUCCCCUCCACGUCACUCCUCCUCGGAAACAUGGGGAACCAGCUGGUCGUGUCACAUCUGAGCAGUUGCUUAUGGAUUCUCCUGAAUUCAAUCAUUUGAAAAGGAAAAAAAAGUCUGAUUUUUACCUGAGAAUUUUUUUUUCGUGUUUUGUAUGUCACCAGACUUGGAGACAGUAAAUCUCUCUUAGUCCUAACUAGGCCAUAUGUAAUGCCUCUUUGUCAGAAAUUGUUGCCUACACACUGUUCUCAUGCACUUGUUCAGUGUUACCAUGUUUUUCCCUUGGGUUUUGAGUGGAGUUCAAGCAGAUGAUGUCACAUUGCGAGAAUUGUCUGCUGUAAUAAUUUAGUGGUUCAGAAAUAAUUUUCUUUGGAACACUCAAAUGAUUUUUUUCAUUAAAGUCUUAUUCCCAGACAUUAGAGUAAAGGGAGUAAGUGUGAGUUGCAUUUUUAUUGUCUAAAAACCAAAUAGUGCUAAAUGGAAUAUUGCAUCUGAAAUGAAACCUGUUAGGAAUAUGAAAUACCUGAAGCACGGCAUUAAAUUUGUAGUGUGCUUUUGAAGGUACUCUAUUGAAACUGUUGUUAAUUAAGAGUACAUUUAAAAGCUAAUAUGUUCCUCCGACCACAAAUACAUUCUUUGCUUGGAAAAUCCAAGCAAGUUGUGAUUUUUGUUUUCUCCUCUUCAUAAGCACACCACACGUGACAAAACAAUGAUUAUCAGAGUUCCAACCAUGGUGGAUUUGUUUUCAAACUCUUAAACUGAAGGUUUUUAAUCCUUUUAAGAAUGUUGAAACGAGAAAGUAGCACCAUUAACAUUUGCACCGUGUUGUCAACCAAUUUAUAUACUUAUUUCUUGCUGUCUAUUAUUUUUUCACUUGCCUUUUAUUUAAGUCAAUUAAGCAGCAUUUGGGGUGGGGAGGUUGUGGAAUUUGGAAGUGGGGCUCCAAGGAAUUUUGUGGACUACGUGUAGGGAAUUUUUAUUUUAGAAAAACAUGGAAACAAAAUUGUUGAUUAGCGGGAAGGUAGUUGAGUAAAAACUCUGCUUGACUACAUUUUAUUAAACAGCCUCUGGUUGUACAUUCAUCAUCCAGUUAGGUGCAUUAUUUGUUCUUUUGUUCUGCAUUUUUAUCAUUGUGCUCUGUUAUCUGGCUUCUCAGACCUGUGGUAGGUCAGGCUCAGGUCAGUGUGCAGAUUCAGUCACCUGCAAUUCCACUUUGAAGAGGAGCAGGUUAGUUGAGACAGUUCUGCAUGUCGGACAUGUCCCAGGCUUGAAGAUGAUCACUUGGGUGCUGAAACCUCCUGAUGUUUAUUUAAUGGCAGUAUAUUGCAAUACUAGCAAAGUUUGGAGUGGUAAUACUCCUUUACAUUCACUUGCAUGACUGAAUGCAGAGUAAUGUUUUUGUUUCAGCCCUACUCUAGCCAAAUGUAACUCAAGAUAAACUCUUGAAAAGAUCAGUGUGAAUAUGUGACCUGAAAAAGUUCCACAUGGUUGUUAUUCAAGAAAAAGAUAAGAUUUUUUUUGUGUCAGAAGAGGCAAAAAGUCCAACUUUAUUCACCCUUUGAACUGUUUACCAGGAAGCUACUUUCUUUGGAAGUGGGAACUUGAUGCAAAUGGGGUACAAAAGUAGGUGUCAUUUGUGCACAUUGACACAUGGGUAGACAAGAGAUACCUAGGCAUUUGUCUGUUGUUUAUUUUGUGAGGCUCUAUCAAUGUAUAUACUGCAUUGUGAGUAAAAACUGGACUCAUGGGCAAACAGAAAGUGACUUAAUCUUAUGCCAAACCCUGUGCUCUUGAUGCUUGUCUGUCUUUGCCUUACCCCCUUCCUAUUCCAAAGGAAGAGAUCAUCAUUGAGCUAUCAUCAUUGAGCUAUCAUCAUUGAGCUAUCAUCAUUGAGCUAUCAUCAUUGAGUUAUCUUAUUCAAAUUUCAAAGAAAAAUAAAGUGCAAGCAAUAGCAUUGUUAUCUUCCUGGCUUAUUUUGGGUAAUUCCUUUUUAACUUAGUCAAUGCUUUACCAAAAAUGUGACCCAAUGGAGAACAGCAUAGUGGAUCAGUUUUUGUGUGAAAUGCAGUCUGAAAUGGCUGUUAAAAUAUUUCAGUAAGUUAAUGACCAUUUUGGAUAUUUGGGCCAGGUGCUGAUUUUAUUUUUGUAGUUUUGAUUCAAUUUAUUCUGAAGCUGGAUAGAAAUUUUAAAGAGUUCCCACUUUGCAUUAUUUGAGAUUACUAACCAAUCUUGAUCAAUGGGGCCACUUGGCUGAGGAGUGGCAGAUGGAGUUUAAUUUGGAUAAAUGCGAGGUAUUGCAUUUUGGUAAAAUAAACAAGAAUAGGACUUAUACAAUUAAUGAUGGUGCCCUGGGCCAUGUUUUAGAACAGAAGGAACUAGGGAUUCAGGUACAUAAUUCUGUGAAAUUUACAUCACAAGUAAACAGGGUGGUUAAGAAGGCACUUAAUCCACUUUCAUUGCUCAGAGCUUUGAGUAAAUGAGUUGGGACAUCACAUUGAGGUUGUGCAGGACGUUGGUGAGGUCUCUCUGUGCAGUUCUGGUUGCCCUGUUAUAGGAAGGAUAUUGUUAAACUGGAGAGGAUCCAGAAAUGAUUGACCAGGAUGUUGCUGGAAAUGUGGCGUGAGUGUUACAAGGGUAAACCGGAUAGGCUGGGACUUUUUUUGCUGGAGCAUAGGAGAUUGAGGGGUAACACUUAAUGUUAGGACCUUGAGUCAUGUUGUAGAACAGAGAAGCCAAGUGGUUCAGCUACAUAAUUCUUUGAAAUUUACAUCACAAGUAGAGAAGGUUUUUAGAGGUUUAUAAAAUCAUGAGGUGAAUAGCAAAGGUCUUUUCCCUAAGGUGAAUAGGUUCAAAACUAGGAGACAUACUUUUAAGGUGAGAGGAGAAAGAUUUCAAAAAGGACAUAAGGGGCAACUUUUUUUUGCUCAGAGUGGUUAGUGUGUGGAAUGAACUGCUAGAGGAAGUGGUGGAUGCAGGUACAGUUACAACAUUUAAAGACAUUUGGAUGAGUACAUGAAUAGUAAAGGUUUGGACCAAACACCGCCAGGUGGGGCUAGUUUAGUUUGGGAGCAUGAUCAGUGUGGACUAGUUGGAUCAAAGAGCCAGUUUCCAUGCUGUAUGACUCUAUCACUUUAACUGGUAUAAAUAGACAAUGCACUUUUUCGCACCUGUUUUCUCCCUGAAGUCACAUUCCAUUUGAUGCUGAUGGUUCAUUAGCACAAUGAUGCAACAGUGCAUCACAGAUGUUGCAGUUUCACAGUAAAUAUUUUUAGCCUCCUUUUUAAGUUUCUAGCAUUUCUAGGCCUUUGAUUUAGAGUUCCAUUAGUUGAGAGAUCAAGAUGCUUUUCAGAUUUGAAAUUCGAGCAGAACGAACUUAUCUCAAUUCAGGAUCUAUGGAAAAAUUGAGAAUACUUCUAAAAACAAACUGAUAAAAUGCCCAAAGAAAGAUUUCUUGUGAUACAUUGCACAUCAUAUAACUUGUAUAGUUUAUGGCUGUGUCUCACUUUACAUUUACAAACCUUGUAUCUGUGUCGUGCUACUGUGCAACCAUUAAGAAGUGGAUGUCAAUAUUUGCCAACUGUUCACUAUGAAAUAUGAAGAUACCAAGAAGGGGGUUCGAGAUUGGAAUAAAACCUAUAUAUGAAAGAGGGGGCUUGAUCAAUGUUACAAAGCUGAUUGUUGUUCACUCCUAAAGGCUUAUGGUCUUCUUUAAACAGUUGGUUUGAAUUACAGUAUUGUAAAAGCACUUGGGUAUCUCAUUCAUAUUAUAUUACUGCAGUACACUGGUUCCACUGUUUAAUAUUGCUGUGCUUAUAAGCACCAUCUAGUUGUACAGAAUCAACAGCACAUAACUUUUGAAAUUCUUGGGUCCACUUCAAUGUAUGUAUAUAUUGAUACAACAACCUCAGCCCUUGGAGAAGUGAUGAUUAAAAUAGUCAUCAUUGAACAGAUAUAGAAUGUAUCUAUUGUUUUGAAUUUCCUACCGAAACCAAUAAUAUGUUUUAAAUUUCUAAGCUUCAACACGUCAGACGUUGCCUCCUUUUUUUUUCCAAAGUAAAUGGCCAUUUACACUUAUUUACACAAUUAAAUGGAGCUGAUUGUUAUCCUGCAGUCUUAGGAAUAACUGAUUUAGUUGUGAAAUGCAUUUAGAUUUGACAGAUGAUCUGUCAGAAAAUAAAUUGCUAAAAUUACAAGUCUCUGCUUUGUUUUAACAUUAAUUGGAGAAGUAUUGAAAGUCAGUUUUACAGUAAAUUUCUUGUGAGCCAUCGUAUCGAAACACCUAUGCUUGUGGUAUGGAUAAACCCAAACCGCUAAUCACUCAGCAAGCCCAGUUUGUUUCAGAAACACAACUUGUCACCAUGUCAUGGUCAUGAUAACACAAACAUAUAUGCUGUAUAAUAUCUUGAUUUUAGACUUUGAUAGCCUAUAGAACAUACAGAAACAUUGUUUCUUUAAUUGCAUUGAGUGACAGGAAUGGAAUUAUAAUUGUCGAGCUUUCCUUCGGGAUUUUUAAGCAUAAUCUGAUAUACCCAAGUAGAUUGGAGAUCUCUGUUCUAGUCUUUUCUGUCCUUAUCCCCAUUGUCUACCACUUCCCCAAACUUGUGCAGCACUUUUCCCCUCCUUCAAUUGAAUGCCAUGGAGUAGUUCAUGUUUUCACGUACAGAGGAGUGGACAAUGCUAAUGCUGACCCAAGAUUUCAUGGUUGUGAUUAUUAUCUCUCAACUAUUUAAACUAACUGGCAAUACUUUAUAAGAGAUGCAUCAUUGUCAUUUAUUCCAGUCCUCCCUUUUUAUGCAGCACAAUCUCUUUGCCCAAAGCGACAGCAUUCUCAACUAAAUGGCAGUUACCUCCAGGAAGCAAACCGGAAGCAUUCAGUGCUAACCCUGUCAUGUAAAACUUCAGCAAUUCAAUAGUAAGUUCCUUUUUUAGGGAUAUGGGAUAUUAAUGCAAUGCUGCAGCUUUUUCACAGGAGCUCACCUUUGCAUAUAAUGAGCCAACAACAGAAGUGGGUUGGAAAAAGGGAAGACAGUCAUUAAAUUGCUGUGCCAACACUGUUAUCUAUUAAUUCAGGUAAAAUUGAUUGGAUAAACAUAUAGUUUGGUUUUGGAAUUCUGAAUUUGUGGUGUUUUUAUUAUACAGGCCGGUGUAAUUGCAUUUCCCUUGAGUUAUGUGCGUGCAAGCAUUUUCGGUACCACUGACACGAUAUUUUAGCAGCUACAAUGUUCUGAAAGAGCCUAAGUUGAUAUUGAAUAAUGGUACAGUGUGUAAACAUGCUUUGGCAUGUUGAGGCCAAAUGAAGUACCUUGCCUGUGUGAAACUCACUGAAGCUGUCUGAAGAGGUCCUGUGUAAAACAUUGCUACAAUAUUGAGAAUUCUCAUUGAUGAAGGCGGCCUCUGUAAUGGAGUUACCGAAUGUUGCAGCAUCUGGUUUAUUUGUAGAUUUGUUUUUACGUGUGUAUAGUUUAGACACUAGAUGGCAAAAGAAAUGAGCUUGAAGACAUACAUAUUAACUUCUGUUUUACUACAAAUCAACAGAAGCAACUGAGCAGAUGGAAGACAAAUUUGCAAUGACAGUGGAACUCUAGUUGGACUUAAUGCCAUUCAUUGCAGAAUAACAAUGUUAACUGCAUCUGUAAAUUACCUCAUGUAUUUGAAAACUAUUUUACUUCAGCACCUUUAUGUCACAUUCAAUUUUGAAGGUUAAAAGCCAAUAUUUUACAGUGCUGCUGAAUGCAACUAUUAAUUUGUUUUAAAAAUAUACAAGAAAAAUCACUAGAAUGAAAAGAUAUGUUUUUAAUGUUGAGAGUUUUCAAAAAAAACCCUGCAGGUUGUAAUUUUAUUCUUGUUCAACUGAGUUUUGUGUGCUAGAGGGAAAAAUGAAAAUUGUGCCAAUGGGGUGUGUUUUUUUUUGUUGAAUACUUAAGUUGCAAAUGUUCAGUUAAAUAAAAUGCAAGAAUGGUGACAGCCAGUCUGCCCUAUCAGUGCCUGGAACAGAUAUUUCUCUAUCCACAAAAACCUGUCUUCCCUUAUGUAGCAUUUAUUGAACUUGAAUUUGAGUGAGAACGGUGCAUAGUGGGAGUUGGGGAAAGCACUAGAAUGGGAUAUAGAUCCAUUUUCUGUAAAUUAAUGGCAACCAUAUAUAUAAACUCCUUGGAAAAUUAUGGUGCAUUAAGCACAAAUUUCCUUUUGAACACAGUUGAGGUGCAAAGUGUGCCUGUCAAAGGUCACAUUCAUGUUUCACUUUUAAAUGAAUGUAAGUUAUGAUUAAGAGGAUCAUCUUAAGGCAUUGCAGUGCUUAUUUUUAAUGGGGUGCCUGUCUGUGUCAGCCACCUGUACUUAUGGUUUUUUUUUCCUUUUUCACCCUUUUUGGGACACACUAUGGUAUGAUGCCAUUAAAAAUAUACAGAAAUACUUGUUCACUGUGCAGUGGUGCUACUGUAUCCGAACACCAAUAAAUAUUCUACCACCUUA
Molecule: messenger RNA, 8558 nt
Organism: Stegostoma tigrinum
Lineage: Eukaryota; Metazoa; Chordata; Chondrichthyes; Orectolobiformes; Stegostomatidae
Product: casein kinase II subunit alpha
Exons: 17
Coding region: 818-2041 (407 amino acids)
Biological process (GO): protein phosphorylation
Cellular component (GO): cytosol; protein kinase CK2 complex; nucleus
Molecular function (GO): protein serine/threonine kinase activity; ATP binding
Source: RefSeq, a predicted model, not a curated record